Pseudocercospora fijiensis CIRAD86 is the source of this 747-nucleotide messenger RNA. RefSeq lists its product as uncharacterized. The transcript has a single exon. NCBI's taxonomy places the organism in Eukaryota, Fungi, Ascomycota, Dothideomycetes, Mycosphaerellales, Mycosphaerellaceae. The record is from RefSeq and is a predicted model, not a curated record. Bases 1 to 747 code for a protein of 248 amino acids.
AUGGAUUCCCUCGAGCAGAUGCGAGAAUGGCUGCUCAGCGCCCAGCCCGUGCUUAAAAAGCUCAACAAGGAAAUCCAGGACCAUGAGCACCAAGUCCUGCACAUCAGCGAGCAACUCAAGACAGCCCAGAGUGACAGCACGAGGAAGCAGAAGACUAUCGACGAGCAUCAGGAGAAGCUCAUCAAGCUGGAAGAGGAGCGCGACAGCUUCAAGGCGAAGUACGACGAAGCCAAGAAGUCCUACGUCCAGGGCCAGAAGACCAUCGAUGAGUAUCAGGAGAAGCUGAUCAAGCUGGAAGAGGAGCGCGAUAGUCUCAAGAUGAAGUACGAUGAGGCCAAGAAAUGCUACGUCCAGGGUCACAAGGACCAGCGUAGAGAGGACGCGAAGCGGGACGACCAGAUCAAGCAGCUUCGCCGCAAGUGCAACGACUUUGAGGAGCGUCUGGAGGCAGCCGAGGCCACAAUACUGCAAGCUACAACGGAAGCGGAGGAGGCUCGUGAUGAUGUCGAUCGUGUGCGGAAGGGCGUGGAAGAGGUCAAGCAAGCAGCCGCUGAGCUGUCUAAGCCCGAGUUCAGCGCCUUCAACGAGGCCACGGCCGGUCUUCUGGGCAAAGCACUCGACAAUAUGCGGAGCACAUCGAAGCACUUGCUGAAGGCCGAAGAGGGAGAGGAGCAACGUCGCGCAAAGCGGAUUAGGCUGAGCCUGAAGGGCGCUACGUCUAGAGCACCGAUAGCUCUUGACGAUUAG